UAGACGAGCAGAGUCCUUAGUAACGGGCCGCAGCGAGCGGCCCGAGCCUCCCUAGCGACGAUCCAGCAUGGCCGAGGACGGGGCUCUGGGUGACCAACCCCGGGCCGCGGACGUGGUCAAGGCGCUGGGCCGGCACCUGGGCGGCCUGCAGGAGCCCGGCCGGGAUGCGCGGCUGCGGGCUCUGCGGGCCAUCCGGGCCGAGGUGCAGGAGCGGCCGCUCUCGGCCCUGGUGCUGCAGGAGGUCUUCGCCAAGCAACUGCUGCGGCCGCUGGUGCGGUGCCUGGUGGGGGAUCCGGCCGAGCGCUGCCGGGAGCUGGCCGUCCAGCUCACCUGCCACGGCCUGAGCCACGGCGCCCGGCCCGCUGAGGCCCUGCCCUGCUUGCUGCCGGCCCUGGCCCAGCGCCUCUGCUCCCCGCAGGGGCAAUCGCACGAGCCCUGCGAGGAGCUGCGCCUGGCCCUGAUCCAGCUCCUGAGCCUCCUGCUGGAGCUCUGCGAGGCCGACCUGCCCACCUACCUGCCCGAGAUCAUCCGCAUCCUGCAGGCCACCCUCCUCGACCCCUACCCCGAGGUCAAGCGUGAAAGCUGCAGGUGUGCGGCCGCCAGCGCCAGGGCUAUGCCAGAACACUUUCAUAUGCAGUCAGAAUUUUUGAUAAAACCCUUAAUGCAAACAGUUUCACACCAGCACUUCCGAGUCCGUGUUGCUGUGAUUCAGGCCACAGGAACGGUGAUACAGUUUGGCAACGGAAAGUCUGUAGAUGAUGUUCUCUCUCAUCUGGCCCAGCGACUUUUUGAUGAGAUUCCUCAGGUUCGGCAAGCAGUUACAAGUGUUGUUGGAGAAUGGCUAUUGCACCUGCGGGAUAGAUAUUCUUACUUUCACAAGUUGAUUCCUUUAUUACUCAGCAGCUUUACUGAUGAAAUGCCUGAGAACAAGCAACUGGCUGUGAGUUAUUGGAAGAGGAUAGGCUUGCAGUGGGAAAAAGAGAAUGAAGAGGACCUUAAGGAUAAGCUUGACUUUUAUUCAGCACCAUCUCAUUAUCCUGAAGGAGUGGUUCGACCAGAAUUGGGAUGUCGGGAGCUUGUUACAAGAAACCUCUCCAAAAUUCUUCCCGGUCUCUGUCAUGAUGUAACAGACUGGGUUGAAGGCACCAGAAUAAAAGCAUCUCAGCUUCUGUUUAUAUUGUUGCUACAUGCAGAGGAUCACAUUACACAGCACAUGGAGCUACUGCUUACAACUUUGUACCGAGUAUGCUUAAGUGAAGAGAAUAAUGUGGUUAGAAAUUGUGUGAAAGCAGCAGAGUUGAUUGGAACGUUUGUUAGCCCUAAGGUAUCUCUGAAGUUACUGGUGUCAGCCCUUGAAAAAACACCUAUGCCUUCUAAUCUCAUGAUUCUAGCUGCAGUGAUACGAGGUUGCCCAAGACAAGUCUUAAAGCCUCAUUUGUCUUAUCUUGCCAACACACUCUCACAACCUGAGAUCUGUCAGCGAUCUGAAGAGAUCUUUUAUAUGGAACAAUUGCUUUGUUGCGUACAAGCGAUAACUGAAGUGUGCCAAGAAGACUGCAAAGAAAUUAGCCUGCAGCUAAUGAAAGUUUUGGUGACAAUAAUGGCAAUACCACGCACCGAACAUCUUCAUGAAAAGGUAGAGGAAUCAAUGUGUUCAUUAGCUCAGGUGCAGCAUUUGAGUGGUUUUCUUGAUCUCUAUAAACAACAUAUAGAUCAGCUUAUGGAAUGGGUAUCUGUAUCGCAUGAUUGUUGGAACUGCUAUUCUCCAGAAGUAUUACAGUUAGAUGUCAUUGCCACUCAUUCAGGUCCUAUAAUAGGUGAAGCCCUUCAAGACUUCAUUCCCAUCCUUAAGACGUGUCUUCAGCCAACCAAAGACCCACUAAUGCGCUUAAAGCUUUUCACUAUUUUAUCACAGUUGCUCCAGAAAGCAAAUGAGACCAUCAACUCUCAGGGUGUCUCGCAAUAUAAAAGAAGAAACCAUUUGAAGAUUUGUCUUUAUUUUAUGAUUUCUCACAUCUGUCCAGUGUUACUUGUUCAAUUACGUAUAUGCUUCUUUUUAGAACUCUUAAAGCGGCUGGAUGAUGCUGCACACGAUGUACGACUGGCAGCUGCUCAAGCCUUAACUGACUGGUUUAAAUGUAUAAGAAAUGAUGAUGAAAAAACUGUAAUUAAAAGUAAUAUUGAGUUUCUUUACCGAGAACUGUUGAUUCAUCUGGAUGACCCUGACCAAAACAUCCAACGGGCAGUCUUAGAAGUUUUAAAAGAAGGAAGUGUUUUAUAUCCAGAAUUACUGGUGAAAGAAAUAGAAGCAGUUGAACAUAAGCAUCGAACUCCAGCGUACUGUAAUCAGCUACUACAGCACAUUCAGUCAACCGGGGAGUAGAAUUUCUGAGUCAGGAGUGGCAACGUUGUCUCUAAAGAGCCUUGUUUGAACUUUAUAUGAACUGGAAUUGUCUCAUUUUCAACUCUACAAUAAAAUAAGUUGAGCAAUAGAUGUGUGGCUUCUUUGCAAAUAGUAUCUUCUUUAAAAGUGAAAUCAACACAGUCUGAUAUCUUGCAUUGCAAUUUCAACAGGACUGUGCAUAUUUACAAUUAGUACUACAAACCAGAAUGUUUUAAUUUAAUUAAUUCCUUAUUGAAAGUAUUUGGGUUGGGACAAGAAUGCUCUUUGUGAAUUUAUCUAUCAAUAUUUAUUGUUGAGAAAGCUAACUUUUAGUUUACAAACUAACCUCUAUGUAAUGUACCCUCAGGCCUAAAAUUGUAUUAGUGAAGCUCAUGUAGGCCUCAAUCCUGCAAGCUGCUGAGUACCUCAAGCUCUGGGAAUUGCUCAACACCUUGCACAGCAUCAAGCCCUGCCAUUGCUACCCAUGCUCAAUUUAAAUUGCAUCAAGCAACAGAAUUUUUACACCAUUUUGUGUACUGAUGCUCUUAAAGUACUGUAUUAGUUAAAAACAGAGCAGCUGACCCAGCAAACACCGCAGAGUGACAAGCUUAUUUUUUAGAGCAGCGCUAUUCAAAUUAAAGGUAUAUUAGUCACAUAAGCAUCAUACUUGACAGCAUUAGCAGAAUAGGACCCUUAGUUUCCAACAUGCCUCCGUUGUAACUAGCAUCACAUUUUGCAAUGUUUAAAAUAAAACCAUUAACCCAGAGGGGAAAACGUUUAUUUUUCCACAGUACUUGUAAAUUGACUGAAUCUCUUUGUACUACGUUUACUUCUUGCAGUAUAUAAAAUGAGCCUAUACUAUUCUGAGCACAUAUGUCUUUUAAAAAAUGCUUCGUAUUGUCACUGUAUUGCACUGUCUGAAUAGAGAAGAAUUUAAUGAGAAUAUAUUUAGAAAUAUACGAUAAGGAAUUAAGGAUUUUACAUGACAUUAAAAACAAUGCUCUUUUGUUACAAAAAUAUACUUAGAUCAAUAGUAUUUUUAUUUUUGUACUCGUUAAUUACAUGGCAUCUGUAUUUUUUAUUGUUUACACUGUAGUGCCUUAAACGAACAAGAAUUUUGUCUUUGGGUAUUGUGUUAAAUCUAAUUUUAGGUAACCGGUUUGAUCUUUUUUUUAAGAUUUUCUUUUAGUGUAUACAGUAUGGUUUCUUUCUGUAUGUUGCGCUGUAUAACUAAAAACUAU
Messenger RNA from Terrapene triunguis (Three-toed box turtle), 3624 nucleotides. RefSeq names its product dynein axonemal assembly factor 5 (gene DNAAF5). The record is from RefSeq and is a predicted model, not a curated record. Gene Ontology annotation, cellular component: cytoplasm. Gene Ontology annotation, biological process: outer dynein arm assembly; cilium movement; inner dynein arm assembly. Gene Ontology annotation, molecular function: dynein intermediate chain binding. The transcript is spliced from 11 exons. NCBI's taxonomy places the organism in Eukaryota, Metazoa, Chordata, Testudines, Emydidae. The coding region runs from base 68 to 2383 and encodes 771 amino acids.